Rotaria sp. Silwood1 is the source of this 2826-nucleotide messenger RNA. NCBI's taxonomy places the organism in Eukaryota, Metazoa, Rotifera, Eurotatoria, Philodinida, Philodinidae. The record is from the annotation of a GenBank genome assembly.
AUGGUCAAUUCUCUUAUCACUGCACCACUUGAACCAGUUAAAUCAAUUGAAGAAUUUCGAACUGCUGAGCAUUUUCUUAAUAUUGUUUCUCAGAUUGAAGCACAAAAGUUUUCAGAAUCACGUAUAAGUAUUCCAGAAUUCAACGAUUAUGUUCAUGAUAAGUUUCAAUUCAUUCUUGAAUAUCUCUCGAAACAAUCAACUUCUCCAAUUACUGAAUGGAAUAUAAAUGAAUUAGUUCGAGGCAAUGAUGUUCUUCUUUCAAAAAUGGCAUUGCUGGUUGUAUUUGCUGCUCAUGCUGAUACAUAUUUCUAUUCAAAAUCACUUGAUGCUGAUGAAAGUCAACAUGAACAAUUAGCAGCUCUUUUCGAUUUACAUAUGAUUGAAGGAACACAAAAUAAUCCUUAUCAAUUAAAUAUUGAUGCUUGUUUAAGAGAUGAUUCCGGAGGUACACAACCAAAACAAACAACACCAGUUAUAAGAAAACGACGAAAUACACAAAUUUGUAAUUUAAAUGAUUCAUUAAAUAAUCAAAAUCGUUCAUCAAUACUUGAUCGAAGUUUUACUCGUUCACCUGGUCAACAUCAAGCUGUUGCUUUAGCAGCGACUCAACAAGCACGUGCUCUUCAAGAAGAUUUAUAUAAAGUACAAUAUGAAUUAGAUGAUCUUCAACAUAAAUAUGGUGGUCUUGAAAAAAGUUAUCAUGAAUUAAAAGAAAAAAAUCGUGAAUUAUCUGAAAGAGUUCUUCGACAAACAGAUUAUGAUCCAAUUAAAGAUGAACGUAAUAAACUUCGUGAAGAUGUUCAUCGAUAUGAAAUUGAAAAUAAACGACUUCAAGGUGUUAAAGAAAAUGUUAUAGAUUUACAACAACGUCUUCAACAAUAUCAAAAGAAAAAUGAUGAAAUGCAUGAAAAAAUUGCAACACUUGAAAGAAAACUUCGUGAAUCUAAACAACAAUGUGAUGAAUAUAGUAAAAAAAUUGUUAAUCAAAAUGCUGAUAUUCUUCUUUUAUCAUCAGCAAAUGAACGUGUAAAAAUGUUAGAAAUAGAAAAUCAACAAAUGAAAAUUAUUAAAGAACAACGUGAAACAGAAUUAUUAAGACAAAUUCGUCAUUUACAAGAUGAUAAAGAAGAACUACAAAAAAAACUUGAUGAACCAAUGACAACAAUUGAAACUCCAUUAAUUGUUGCAGAAAAACGAGCAUUAGAAGAAGAAUUACAUACAUUGAAAAUGUCAUAUUAUGAUCGACGUGAAGCUGAUGCUGAAAUUGAAUCAUUUAAACAAACAAUAAAACAACUCGAGGAAAAAAUUGAACAACUUAGAAAUGAAUGUCAAGAAUUAUAUAAACAAAAACAUGAAUAUGCUGAAGAACAAAUUGCAUUACGAAAUGAACUUAAUGCACAAAUUGAAACAUAUGAAAAUAAAUUGGGUGUAUUAACAAAAUUUAUCGAAGAAUUGAAACGAGAAAAUGCUAAAACAACUGAUGAAUGUAAUCUUCUUCGAAAUGAAAUCAUCUCUUUAAAAAGUAAACUUCAUGGACAAAGUGGUGAACUUAAUUCUGAAAUUGUUAAAUCUUUUGAUUUACGACAUCAACUUGGUUUACUUAAUGAACAAGUUUCAUUAAAAUCAGCUGAAAUAAUAAAUCUUCUAACAAAAAUUGAUUCAUUAAAAGUUGAAAUUGAUCAUUUAAAACUUGAUCGUGAUACAUGUCAAUCACGUUUAAUUGAUUUACAAAUGCAAUAUGAUAAAUUAACAAAUACAUGUUCAAUGUAUGAAAUAAAAUUAAAUGAACAAGAAGAACGUGAAACACAACUUAAAUUACAAGUACAACAAGUACGUGAAAUGCAUGAAAAUAUUGUACAAGAAAAAGUACGUUCACAAACUGAAUAUACAGAUGCACAAAUAAGAGUUACAAAAGUUGAACAAGCAUUAAAAGAUAAAAUAGAAGAAGUAGAAAAUUUAAAACGAGCUGCAAAAUUAUAUAAUCAAGAUAUAAAAGAACUUGAAAAAUAUGGUGAAGAUUUACGUGAACAUUAUGAAAAAUCAAAAGUUAUACAUAAAAAGACUGAACAAGAAUUAAAUGAAUUGAAAUCUGUUCAUUCAAAAACUUUAUCAGAUUAUGAAGAAUUACAAAAACAAUGUUCACUUCUUAAAACUCGUUGUCAUCAAUUAGAAAGUGAACGUUUACCAUUAAUUGCUCAACUUGAAUUUGCUGAUAGAAAUUUACGACAAGUUAAAAAACAACAACAAACAUCUAUGACAACAAGUACAACUGUUCAUCAUCAACCACCAUCAACAGCCUCAAAUCCUAUUUUACAAUCAAUUGAAAAUAGUAAUAAUAAAUCUGUUUCACGUCUUAUUCGUUCACCAAGUCUUGAUAUGCGUAUAAUGCGUCGUACAAAUGAUAAAAUGGAUGAUACACGAUCAUUAGAUCAUGAUGAUUUAGCAUUACUUUUACAUAAAAAUCAAUCAUUUAAUAAUUUUGCUUUAAAUGGUCGUUCAACUGAUCAUUUAACAAAAUAUGAUAUUGAAAAUGAAGAUGAACCAAUUCAUCUUGAUUUGGGUUCUGUUGAUUAUAAUCGACGUAUAACUGAAUUACAACGUCGAAAUCUUAGUCAACCAAAACAUUUACGUACAGCAUAUGCACUUGAAACAAUGGAACAUGAUCCAGAUGAUUUUUCAGCAAGUUUUAUUCGUAAAGGUGCAGGAAUUACUGAUGAACAUUCAACAACAAAUUUAUCAUCACGACAACGAAUUGCAAAUGAAAAUCAAAAAGGAUCAGAAACACCAAAAGCUUCUCGUUUCAAGAAUUUAUUUCAUCGAAAAUAG